Perognathus longimembris pacificus (Pacific pocket mouse) is the source of this 396-nucleotide messenger RNA. RefSeq names its product interleukin 13 (gene Il13). Bases 1 to 396 code for a protein of 131 amino acids. Gene Ontology annotation, biological process: immune response. Gene Ontology annotation, molecular function: cytokine receptor binding. Gene Ontology annotation, cellular component: extracellular region. The transcript is spliced from 4 exons. The record is from RefSeq and is a predicted model, not a curated record. Lineage: Eukaryota; Metazoa; Chordata; Mammalia; Rodentia; Heteromyidae.
AUGGCACUCCUGGUGGUCGUGAUCCUGGCCCUUUGCUGCCUUGGUGGCCUCACAGCCCCGACUCCCACGCCCAUGUCGGUGGCCAUCAGGGAGCUCAUCAAGGAGCUGGGCAACAUCACGCAGGACCAGAAGACGCCUCUCUGCAAUGGCAGCAUGGUGUGGAGCGCUAACCUGACCGCCGGCGGGUACUGCGAAGCCCGGGCGGCCCUGACCAACACCACCAGCUGUAGCGCCGUCCUCAAGAUCCAGAAGAUGCUCAACGGACUCUGCGCACACUCCGCCUCCACCGGGCGGGUCCCCAGCCUCCGAGACACCAAGAUCGAAGUGGCCCGGUUCAUGGAGAACCUGCUCAGAUAUUCACAGCAGCUCUACCGCAGCGGGAGGUUCCAGCCCUGA